AUGGUAGAGGCGACAAUUGCAAGCCUCGAGCACGCGCUCGGCUUCAAGUGGAAGGUGCACGGAAGCAGGCAUAGAGCCACAAACACUCCACUUCCCCUGAUCGAACAAGCCAUCGAAGAGCUGACAGAAGAGCUCAGCAACGCGCGCGUAAAGAACAAACGCGUUGAGCGUCACGAAGACGAACUGGAUAGCAUUGACGAGCACUUCGAUCGUAUUGGCCCCGAGCUGUGGCCCGACGAGGAUCCCAAUCGAAAUACCUGGCUUGUUGAUGCCAACGAGGAGAACUUUGACGGGUUGUAUCCUCGAAACUUGUACUUCUCCGCACCCGAGGACUAUGAAUUGCUCAGGGAAGCCUUUCGAGACUUGCUUCUGUACAAAGUGGGCGUCCAACUGUACGAGCGAAGCCGCAAAGAAGCGCCGUGCAAAGACCAAGAUAGCUCCGAAAUCAACCAGGGCUCAACGACAACGACAGAAGCAACGCAGGAAGACGAAGGCCCCAUUGCACCCGAGCAGACUUCGUGCACCAAACCACAGAACAGCUUUUCCCCUGCAAUUCGGUCAUCCCUACGCAAGCACAUCUUAAAUGCAUUUCUGCAAUCCGAGAGCAGCGAAUCAGACGAGCUGCCUCCGGAAGUGCUCGUAGCCAUCGCGGCCGCCGUAGUUGACGACAAAACCACGUACAAGUGGCGAGGUACCAGUUACAACGUACCGGAGGAUAUGCUGGCAGAGGGAAAAAAGAUCAUUGAGCGCUUCUCGAAAUCCCCAGAAGACGAGCUUCAGCCCGCGGUGAGCUCUGCAAACGGCCGUUGCGAAGUCAUCGACCUCGACCUGUUGUCCAGUGACAAUGAGGAGGAAGACGUCCCAGAAGAGAGAACACCGUCCUCGCCAGAGAUCCUUCCAAGCCAGCACAAUCGAGCAAUGCCUCGUAGUCUCGCAGAAAUGCGGGCCUUCCUGUCGACCAUCAACUUUGAAGUGCAAUUUCGCGUUCGACAAGAUGACUCUCCCGUCGUGUCUCUCCGUGGUUGUUACAGCUCUGCAAAACUAUUCGAGCGGAUCCAAGCCAGCAUACCCGAAGAUGCUCAGGUUCGAGAAGUCCAAGCGUUCAUUGUCUACUUCCAAGGAGUGCGCGAAAUUCGCGUCCGCAAAGACCAUGAGCUGGACUUCCAAAAGCUCGUCCACAGGAUGAUUUGCGAAGACGUGCACGAGGGCUUCGUGGCAAUCGAAUGGUAG
Messenger RNA from Cercospora beticola, 1230 nucleotides. RefSeq lists its product as uncharacterized. NCBI's taxonomy places the organism in Eukaryota, Fungi, Ascomycota, Dothideomycetes, Mycosphaerellales, Mycosphaerellaceae. The record is from RefSeq and is a predicted model, not a curated record.